This is a messenger RNA of Alligator mississippiensis (American alligator), 2656 nucleotides long. RefSeq names its product aristaless related homeobox (gene ARX). The transcript is spliced from 5 exons. The record is from RefSeq and is a predicted model, not a curated record. Gene Ontology annotation, biological process: regulation of transcription by RNA polymerase II. Lineage: Eukaryota; Metazoa; Chordata; Crocodylia; Alligatoridae. The coding region runs from base 285 to 1739 and encodes 484 amino acids. Gene Ontology annotation, molecular function: DNA-binding transcription factor activity, RNA polymerase II-specific; RNA polymerase II transcription regulatory region sequence-specific DNA binding.
UGAACUUGGUGCCGCCGCUGAUCCCCGGCGCGAUCCAAGCCGGGCUUUGCUGGCGGCUGGCAACCCAGCCUCUGGCGAGAGCCAAUGAGAGGGCGUCUCCCAGCACGUGGAGGAGAGGGAAUCAAGAGCAAAGCAAUUGCAGCUCACUACACUUGUUACUAGUGUCCUGAGCGAGGAAGAGGGGCGAGCGGAGCCGCGGGUGGGGGGAGUGCAGAGCGCCCGGCCCCAGCCCCGUGCCCACACGCGCGCCCAGGCCGGAGCCGCCGGGGGGCACGGCCCGAGCCAUGAGCAAUCAGUACCAGGAGGAGAGCUGCUCCGACAGGCCCGAAUGUAAAAGUAAAUCUCCAACUUUGCUGUCCUCCUACUGCAUCGACAGCAUCCUGGGCCGGCGGAGCCCCUGCAAGAUGCGGCUGCUGGGGGCGGCGCAGAGCCUGCCGGCCCUAUCCGGCCGCGCCGAGCAGGACAAGGCCGGCCAAGGCUCGCCCAAGGGCAGCGCCGCCUUCGAGCCGGCCGAGCUGCACCUGCCGCCCAAGCUGCGCCGCCUCUACGGGCCCGGCGGGGGCCGGCUGCUGCAGGGGCCGCGGGGCGAGCGGGCCGACGGGCGGCCGGAGGGGGGCGCCGCCGCGGCCGCGGCCGCCCCGUGGGACACGCUGAAGAUCAGCCAGGCGCCGCAGGUCAGCAUCAGCCGCAGCAAGUCCUACCGCGAGACCGCGCCCUUCGCGCCCGGCGCCGACGACCUGGGCCGCCCGGACGAGCGGCCCGGCCCGGCGCCCGCCCCCGCGGGGGAGGACGAGGACGAGGACGAGGAGCUGCUGGAGGACGAGGAGGACGAGGAAGAGGAGCUGGAGGAGGAGGACGACGAGGAGGAGCUGGCGGCCGGGAACCCCCCCGGGCCGGGCGCCGACGGCGCGGAGCUGUCGCCCAAGGAGGAGCUGCUGCUGCCGCCCGACGACGCGGAGGGCAAGGACGGCGAGGACAGCGUGUGCCUCUCGGCCGGCAGCGACAGCGAGGAGGGGCUGCUCAAGCGCAAGCAGCGCCGCUACCGCACCACCUUCACCAGCUACCAGCUGGAGGAGCUGGAGAGGGCCUUCCAGAAGACGCACUACCCCGACGUCUUCACCAGGGAGGAGCUGGCCAUGCGGCUGGACCUGACCGAAGCCCGCGUGCAGGUAUGGUUCCAGAACCGUAGGGCUAAGUGGCGGAAGAGGGAAAAGGCUGGGGCUCAGACGCACCCCCCAGGUUUGCCUUUCCCUGGUCCCCUGUCGGCAACUCACCCCCUCAGUCCAUACCUUGAUGCUAGUCCUUUCCCUCCUCAUCACCCAGCUCUAGACUCCGCCUGGACUGCAGCCGCGGCCGCUGCGGCCGCCGCCUUCCCCAGUCUACCUCCUCCACCGGGCUCUGCAACUUUGCCACCCAGUGGGACCCCGCUAGGCCUCAGCACUUUCCUGGGCGCGGCCGUAUUCCGGCAUCCAGCCUUCAUCAGCCCUGCUUUCGGCAGGCUCUUUUCCACUAUGGCUCCCCUGACUAGUGCUUCCACUGCUGCUGCCCUACUGAGACAGCCCACUCCUGCCGUGGAAAGUGCAGUGCAAUCAAGUGGGCUAUCAGAUCCAGCAACAGCUGCAGCAGACAGACGGGCUUCUAGCAUAGCAGCUCUGAGGCUGAAAGCAAAAGAACAUGCAGCUCAACUCACACAGCUCAAUAUUAUCCCUGGGAACAGCACAGGGAAAGAGGUGUGCUAAAAUCAGAGAGGAAAAUAUAAGGAAAUAAAGAAAUAAAUAAAGGUCACCUCAGAUAUAGCACGAACCAAGACCAAAUGGAAAAAGAGGACCAGCGACUAAGACAUUGGGUAGGUUCUCGAGUUAGGAACUUGAAGAAAGCAAAAGCAUCCUGUGCAUCUCGGGAGUGAGUGCAUCCACAUUUAGGAGCUCCUGCAUAAGUAACUCCUUGGCUGGUACAUUUUUAAAAUGUGCAACAUCUUAAUUUCUUCAUUGAUCAUUACACAAAAAAAAGGUUCUAAGACAAGAUAUUAUAUAUAUAUAUAUAUUAAUGUUACAUACAUUAAAUAUUUUUCCUUCUGUACAUCUGGCAAAAAUGAAAUUGUAAUUUCAACAGCAACAACAACAAAAAAACAAAACCCUCCCCCGCAGCUUCUUAGACUAAUUUAACAUCCUAAGAUGUUGUUUUAUCAGGAGCACUGGAGAACUAUUUUUCAUGGUAAUGCAGCCUGCUGCAUAUUAUCAACCAAGGAUGAUGCCAGUGCAAAAUGAAGGAGUUUGAUGCUGUAAGAUAACCAGUGCACUUAAAGGAAAGGGUUUAUCUUUUUCUUGUUAUAGUCUUUAUCACUACACCAACCAAGGUUUUUAUAUCAAACCAAAGGGAAAUACACUGCUAGAAUAUGGACUGUUUAAGUCACUAAACUGUGAUUAAUGAUUCUGUACAUACCAUUGUUAUAAAAAAAAAAGAACAGAGCUUUGUAUAUUUGAAAUGUUAUAAAACAAUUGCACUCAGUGUAGUGUUGUAAAAGUUUGUCAUCUGUAGAUUCUUACUGUGUUGUAGAUAAAAUAGGGUUCCUAGACAAAAUAUUUAUGUACAAACCCUUUAUUUAACUUAUUAACUGUAGAGGUUUCUGAAACCCUAAAAAGGCGAUGGUACAGUA